Molecule: messenger RNA, 5533 nt
Organism: Etheostoma spectabile (orangethroat darter)
Lineage: Eukaryota; Metazoa; Chordata; Actinopteri; Perciformes; Percidae
Gene: htr2cl1
Product: 5-hydroxytryptamine (serotonin) receptor 2C, G protein-coupled-like 1
Exons: 10
Coding region: 1458-3197 (579 amino acids)
Biological process (GO): release of sequestered calcium ion into cytosol; serotonin receptor signaling pathway; chemical synaptic transmission
Cellular component (GO): dendrite; plasma membrane
Molecular function (GO): neurotransmitter receptor activity; G protein-coupled serotonin receptor activity
Source: RefSeq, a predicted model, not a curated record
CUCUGCUCCAGUAAGGAGUCCUUUAUCGCUUUCUCUCUCAUCCCCUCCGCGCUCCGGUCUUCGGUGUUAAAACUUUCCUUAAAGGAGACGAAUCUUUCAGCCUCCUAGUAAACAGAUGAACCAACAGUUAUUGUUUUUCCUGGAACUUUAAGAAGGACGCGUCUCGUUUCGCACUGGACCAAAAUGGACCGCAGAACGUGUCCGGAGCGUCCGCACUGGUCCUCUGCCGCUGUGUGCGGGACAUACUGAAAAGAAAUCCGGACUGGAGGUGGACUGAACCUGCACGCGUUGUCCGUUCUCUUUUCUUCUCUAGUUUACGGCUUUGCAUGCCUCCGCUCAGAGGAUAGCCCAAAUCAGAAGCGGAGAAUUAUUCAACACGAAGAGAGGACAUGGACAUGCCAUAGCCAGGGCUCACAGGUGAAGGAGGAUGUAGCUACAAAAAGAGGGACAUCACAAACUGCAGGGACGCGAAAAGAACAAUCGGUUGUCUUCACGGACAAGAAGCACACAUCAGAAGUUGAGCGCCUCAAGUCUUAAGAAGAUCCAAACAACACUUAUGUGAAUGUAACAAAGCACUGAGGCAGCUCAACAAAGCGGUCUUACUCUACACUCUACGCCGUCGGCAAUGACAGAUGGAUGACGCUGAUCCCUCACCCCGGAGGUGUGGAGUGACAGAUGACAGAGGCACUGACACGGCGGGAGAGAGAGAAAAAGAGAGAGGUAUCGCUGGAAAGGGUUACUGCCGCCCGUAAGGGAAAACAACUUCAAAGGUCAUACACAUCGAUCGGGAGGCAAGAAGAAAGCAACCUGACCAUCGACUCUGACCUGAAAGACGUAACUUGCAACAUCUUGGACACCACAGACCACAGCAGCAAGAUUUACAACUGAAUGCAGAUUAUAAAACUGAAACUCAUCCCUAAACUAACUAGCAAAGAUCUAGCAGACAGCAACCAUGGAUAUUAGUACACCAAUCUUCAGCUCUAAAUUAGAAACUCAAAGACUCUUAUUUACAUCAAGAGGUGGAUGUGACUGAUCCUCUACAAAGCAACAGGGGACAUUUGGGCUCAGCAUACACCUUGAGAACUUGUCGCCAAUGACGAAUUGGCAAGAAAUGGGAGAUUCAAAGCUCAGGGAACAAUCUGAGGCUGUUUGCAGCUAGCAAGACUAUUGGAAUACAAUAUAAAAUCCAAAACACUUUUAGCCAAGUCCUCCCAAUCCCCUCUUUCCUGUCACUCCCUAUCCCCAAAGUUGCUUCCUUCCUUUUUUUCCCCUUCCCCUAGAUCCUUAUUAAUGGUGUUCUGUUGGUAUUAACAACUCCUUUACACACUUCAAAACUCUUUAAAUAAGUCUUGAUCAAUGCUGAGCACAUCUCUUCUUCUUCCUGCUGUUGAAGAAGGUGAAUUAAAAUCAGGUGAGCCCUCUUUCAACCACCAAUAGGGUAAGGGUCUCUCUUUGGGAUGGGCGGCCCAGCAAGGGCUCUUCUUGGCGGGUUCAGCACCACCACAUCUUCCCUGGAGGUUGGAGGUCGGAUGGCUUGGCCAAGCAACAACCCCCUGGACCUCAACCAGACCCUGCCAUGGGGGAUCGGGUUUGGAGGCAGCGUUGGAGGUGCAGCAGCCAUGAGUGCAGGUCUGGACAAUUUCACCCAGGAGUCUGUCACCAGGACAGUGAUGAAAGAGAAGAACUGGCCGGCGUUGCUCAUACUAGUCAUCAUCGCACUGACAAUCGGAGGCAACAUCCUUGUGAUCCUGGCAGUGUCGCUGGAGAAGAAGCUCCAAAACGCCACCAACUUCUUCCUGAGGUCGCUGGCCGUGGCGGACAUGCUCGUAGGCAUCCUGGUCAUGCCGGUCUCCCUCAUCAACAUCCUCUAUGACUACGCCUGGCCUCUCCCCAGCGCCCUGUGUCCCAUCUGGAUCUACCUGGACGUGCUGUUCUCCACCGCCUCCAUCAUGCACCUGUGUGCUAUCUCCCUGGAUAGAUACGUCGCCAUCCGCAACCCCAUCGAGCACAGCCGCUUCAACUCCAGAACCAAAGCUAUGAUGAAGAUCGCCGCCGUCUGGACCAUAUCUAUAGGUGUGUCGAUGCCUAUCCCAGUGAUCGGCCUCCACAACGAGGACAAGGUGUUCGUCAACGGCAGCUGUGUCCUCAACGAGGAGCGCUUCAUGCUGAUUGGCUCCUUCGUGGCCUUCUUCAUCCCACUGGUCAUCAUGGUGGUGACGUACUGCCUCACCAUACAGGUGCUCCAGAGGCAGGCCACUGUCUUCCUGUGCGAGACGAAGACUUCCUCCCAGCAGCCAUUGCACACACCCGCAAUGACAAACACAUUGCAGCCUCCGCCCAACACCUUCCACGUUCCCCAGAUCACACUUGCUGCUUCAGACUCACAAGAGUUAAAGGCCCCGCCCCCUCAGAGCAGACGAAACACCUUGAGCUGUCUGAAAGGAGCCGAGCCCAGCAUGCUGCUCAGCACCUCCAAGUCAGAUAGCAUAAGCAUCAUUACCAGCUCGGAGGUGGCGUCUCAGCUCAGCUCGCCAGCAGCGGGACCGGGACGGAGCGACACGUCGGGUUGUCACGGGCGACGGGGGAUGAUGCAGGCCAUAAAGAACGAGAGGCGGGCCUCCAAGGUCCUGGGAAUCGUGUUCUUCCUCUUCCUCAUCAUGUGGUGUCCCUUCUUCAUCACCAAUGUCACCUUCGUCCUGUGCCGGGGCUCCUGCAACGAGUCGCUGCUCAACGACCUCCUCAACGUCUUCGUCUGGGUGGGCUACAUCUCCUCUGGAGUCAACCCUCUGGUCUACACCCUCUUCAAUAAGACCUACAGGAGAGCGUUCUCCAGCUACAUCAGGUGCCAGUACAAUGUGGGGGCCAACGCAGCCGGACCGAGUUGCAAAACCCUCCUGGUUCCCCCGCCGUGCUCGUCGCACGCCGUGACCCCCCUGCUGAUGGGCAGUCACGGGAAAGCCGGCAUGGACCGCAAUAGUAACUGUCGCAACGGCGGUAGGGGGGACAACGGGAGGCUGACGGUGGACCCGGAUGACAUGACGGAUGAUGAAACACAAAUCGGAAUAGUGUCGCACAGCCUGUCUGAAUGCCACAACAUUGACAUGCUUUCGGAAACGGAGCCGGAAACGGAGACGCUGGGCCGAGCGAUGUUUCGACAAGCUGGUGCUGGAAGCCUACAGCGUUUUUAUUGGCUGUAAACCUGCAGUGGGUCCUUUUAUUGUGAAAGGACUAAUCUCGGUUGAGGAGCCUUAUCCCCAGCCUGGAGUGCACUACUUAGCAAUGUAUGAGAGAAAUUAGAUGAAGAGAGAGCCUCUGAGAUGAAAAGGUUUUGGAAUGAAAGACAAUAUUUAAUGUCUGUUGUCUAUUUGCCGUCAAAAUGUUGGUUUUUCGUUACAAAAAUGGAGGAUAAACGCUGUGCAUGGCAGCCAGUGGGUUGUACUUCAUGGGGGGGGGACUAAGGUACCAGCUGAGAUCCAGACAGGUUUGGAGUGCAUGUGAUAAGUAGUCAUUGAAGAGCUUAUUGUCAUUGUUGACCUGUUAUGAAGUCCUUCUGAUGCAGGUUACAGAGUCGAGCGCCCGACCGCUGACGUCGACGGGGUCAAACCACGACUUCAUGCCUUCACACUAAGUCUAAAAUGCAGUCCGAGCUCUGGUUAUGUGGAUUCUUCUCCACACCAAGCAAGCUAAACCAAAUCUAUUUUUGUGCUGGUCAACUAGCGACAGUCAUAAAAAUAUACCUGAAUGAACCUUUCCAGCAUGUAUAAUGAAACUAUUCAGCCGACAGAAAGGGGAUUUCACUCGAAAAAGGGAACUCACUCGAGGCAGCAGUCAAAGUUUGCCUGAGAGGACCGAGAUGAAGGAAUGUACAACGAUCACUGGUGGACUCGCAGUGCCAUCUGGUGGUCGCUCCACACAGAGAGGUCACCUCCCUUGGAUCGAACAAGGGGGCUAAAAGAGCUAAAAAAACAUGGCGCAGGCCUUUGGUCUAACACAGCUGUCAGCCUCUUGCUUCUGAUGACCAAUACAACCAUUUAGGAAAGAGUUAAAGCCCCAACUUCUAAAGGUUUUUACCAACAACAAUCAAUCAAGUUUCAAAUAAAAGGGAGCAAUCUAAAAGUAAAAAUGUGAAUAUUAGGGUGCACACAAAGGUUUCUUAGAUGUCAUUCUUAAAAGGAAGAAAAUACCUAGAUUAGCCAUCAUUAUCACUGAUUCGCAAUCAUAAAAUAAUAGAAAACCUCCCCAGCUGUUGUCAAAUAACACUUACCUUUAUUUUCCCUAACCUGUGGAAUUUUGGAUGGAUCAGCAAUCAAGGACAUCUCUAUGUCGAUAUUCCCCAAAUCUAAUAAUGGAAAUUUAGCAUAUGCAUCUUUGAGUUUGGUGUCGUACAAGUCAACUGCUUAAUAUACAUAUCAUAUAUUAUCAGAUUACAUAUCAGAGUGGCCACAGCUGCAGGGCAGAAAUCUGUUUGAGAUUCACAACAUCAUCUCUGAGGGACACGAAAUGAAUGGUUUUUAUUCAACCAUGAGAUCGGUCAUUUCCUCUCCAAAGACCCCUCAGCCCAAAUUUGCUAAGAUGAUACAGUGAAAGCCAAAGAGAACAGAACAUUUAAGCAAUAAACUUUGGAUUGAAAUAAGUUCCAUCAGAGCCCUAUGUUAGAUGUAUGCUGUGACGGUGGGUUUUAGGAUGAAAAGCGCACCAACAUCUCCAAGAAUUGCAGUUUUGACCCCUAACUUGAUGGUUACAAACUUUCUGAUCUCUGACUGCUUUACAACAGAUUGGGCCUGAGUCACCACUGUGACUCCAAGACCAAAUAGCUUUAGAUUUCAUCUGUCGCGUAAAACGGACAGAAAGUCAAUACGCUAAGAGACAGGUCCCUGAGUUUAUCAAGACAGGUCAGUAACCCUCACAGCUAAGUCACGCUGAUUUUCUCGCCCUCCCACAUUUUAUCGACAUCUGACAGGCGGCGGAAUCCCCUCCGCACUGCAUCUUCAUCAGCUGAAAUAUCUGCAAUGUACUGCCUUAAAAAAAGACUUCAAUAUUGUGUGGAUUUUGAAGGUGUCAAAUUUAGAUUUCUUAGCAACAAGAGAAAAUAUAAGAGAUAUAACCUGAAACUCAUAUGCAUAUAGAUUGGCUAUGUAGGUAUAGUUCAAUAGAAAAAAAGUCUGUGUAAAGUCUUGAUUUGAGAUGUGGGCAAUUAGGGGGUCCAAUGAAAGAUGCUAUUGAGUUGCAUUUUGGGAAUUGUUGUGUUUUUGGAGAUUGAGACUAAAAGUCAAGAUAUCUCAGUCUCAGCUGAUUUGAUUUUGACCCAUCUUUGUUUGAGUUGUCUCUUUUGAUUCUCUGACCAUUAUGGAAGUGCAAUACUAAAUUGCUGGGAUACCCCUUUAAAUGCAAAAAAAAACACUGAUUGACACAUUUAAUUACUAAGUUUACCUUCCAGCCUAGAUUUUUUCUUAACAAAGUCACUUUCCCCACUGAUCAAUAAUUAAGUUUGGUAAUACUCCCUACAGCCAUAGAAAAGCUAAAAUUACAAAGG